GUCGAUUUUCCCUUUUGUCUCUUUUUUUUUCCCUCUUCUAUAGUUAUCUCUAUUGUUGUUUUUGCGUGUGCGUGUGUGAGUGAUCGUCGCAUUCAAUAUUUUAUUUUAUUUCCAUUGGCUUGGUGAGCAAGCCCAGUUUCUUUCCUAUCCUUUUGUUUCCUUGCUCCUUUUCCCUUGAAUCGUCAUUCGAAUCGAGCCAUGGCAGCGUCAAGACCGCCGGGUCCACGACGCCGGCAAAGCUUGCUUCAGUAUGCAUCCCGUUUUAUAAAGCUCCGGUCGGAAUCAAGAUCCCAAUUCGUUCCGCUUUCAUCUUCCACAUCAUCACCGUCACCCGAUACCUUUUUCUGUAACAAUGGCAACGCUAAUCAUCAAGCGGAAAAAAAGUUUACCAAAACCUGUCUACAGCGUUCCAAAUCCGCUGAUCUGAAUUACCAAUCGUUGUCUAUCGUGGAAGAACCAGAGAAAGAAGAAGAACAACAACAGGAAGACAUCGAAAGCGACGGUGACGAUUUAGCCCCAUUGAUAAAUGAUCCGACCAGAAAACGAGAUCGACGUUACUGCUACAGUAGUCUUCAAUAUGAUAAAGCCUUGCCUCCUGCGCGUGCUAGAAUCUCGCUCGAUAUCGCACGUUGCUACCCAAGGAUCGUCAGUUAUCGUCCCCAACUCUCACCAUCUCCCAAAGCCUAUGCAUCAUUGACACUGGCGUCUCAGCUAAUCCUUCCUUCCACGGACGCGCCCAUUCCACCACAUCCCAAGCCUCCAGUGUACAGCCGUUUGACCGAUCAGUACGACGAUUCACACCUCCUAGCCCCAGUGCAUAAACAACAACAACGAGUCAUGUCCAUGCCCUCGCUCACAGUUUCAACGAUUGAUCAAAACGACGACGACUCAUGUAGCAGUAGUGAUGACGAUGAUGACGACGACGAUGGUGACGAUAACAACGGUCGUUCUCGUUUGAAACAAGCAACUCAAAGAACCCGUCCUUCUACCGCUUUUUUGAUCUCCCUCUCAGCUUCUUCGGCGGCGGCGGCUUCAGCAGCACGGUUGCGACGUUGUCAAACACGCAUUAUAAGAAGAUGAUGAAUAUUAGAAAAUCACUCAAGUAUGAAUCGAAAAACCUGUUGUCUGAUCAAUUUACAUGAAGACGGAGUCUGAAAAUUUUGUAAUCAUAAAACAUGGCCUAAAUCACGGUCAACUCUGACGGAAAAAAAAAAGAUUGCAUGAAACUUGAUAGUUUAUUCAAACAUAUGCG
Radiomyces spectabilis is the source of this 1252-nucleotide messenger RNA. RefSeq lists its product as uncharacterized. Bases 199 to 1080 code for a protein of 293 amino acids. NCBI's taxonomy places the organism in Eukaryota, Fungi, Mucoromycota, Mucoromycetes, Mucorales, Radiomycetaceae. The record is from RefSeq and is a predicted model, not a curated record. The transcript has a single exon.